AAGAGAUAGAAGAGGGGGGUUGGAAAAGGUACAUAUAGGGGGGACAACAGGAAGUGGCUUCAGUACUAACCUUUUUUGUUUCAGGAGCUGCUUGUAGCUGAUGCAGAAGAAGUUGCUGAAGAUGACGGCCAGAAGCAGGAGAAUUCCCAAACGGUUCCUUACAGAUGAUGAGACCCUCUGGAAGACGAGAGCAAUCCGGGCUCAGAAGAGAUUGAAGCUCCUGGAAAAAAGGCAGGGAGAGAAACAGAAGAAGCAGGAGACGGUCUUGGAGCAGAAGGCAGCGGUAACCCCCCCUGAGAGAGAGCGGAUGCAAGAGGGUAACAAGAGAGACAAAGUGGGUAAAGUGAACAAUGGAGCAGGUGACAAAGAGGUCGAAGGGAGCACGACAGCGCCGCAGGGAAUGGCGGCAGCAGACAAGGAAGGACAAGACGGGCAUCGUGUGAGCCAUAAGAAACACGGUAAGCAAAUGUAUUAUAGUGACAGUAGUGAAUCUUCGUCAGAUAGUUCCACGGAUGAUGACUUUGAGGAUGAUAAGCGUAAUGGGAGGGGGCAUAGAAAAAUCUUGAAAAUUGUAAGAAAGUUAUAUGCUAAGCAAGAGAAAAAUAAGGUGGUGAAGGAAGGGUAUGAGGACGAGGACAGCAGUGAUAAUGUGGUGAAUUUAGACGAUGAAGUAGCAGCGACCAAGCUCUUACCCCUUCCCACACAUUUAAAAGCGAAGGUUGUUAGGAAAGCGCAGAGAGGACGGUAUGUGGAUGUGUUUGAAAUGACUAGGGAAGCUUUGGCGGUCAAAUCUAAUGAGGGAAGGGGGAGAAAGGCAAAGCAGACAUUUCCAGAAUGGGUGAAAGGGAUGGUCAUAUAUGCAGAAUGUUUUCUAACGGCCAAUCCAGAUAAGAUGAAAGGGGUUCUGAGAUACAUACAUUUAAUAGCGGAAUGCUACACCACAUACGGGGGUUUCGCAUGGAAGGAUUAUGAUAGGGAAUUUAGGAAAGGAAAUAUACAAUUGGGAGGUAAAGGUAGGAAGGAUUUUGGGGUAAAAAUACUAGAUACGUGGACGAGGGUGAUGAAGGUCCCUGAAGCACAAGGUAGGCCCAUAGGGCAAGGGAAAACAUUCAGAACAGAGGCAAAGGAAUGCUGGGCGUUUAAUGACAAGAGGUGCGACAGGGGGAAUUCAUGUAAAUAUAAGCACGCAUGUAGGCAUUGUGGCGGAGCGCACCCAGGAGUGGAUUGUAGGAAGGGUAAUGCCAAUAACAAUAGCAAGUUUUCCUUUCGAGGGCACGGGGGCAACGGUAGCGGAGGAGGAAUGGCGGGUAAUGGCCAAAACACCGCUGAGGGUAGAUAGGAUCAUUGAGGAAUUGGCAAUGUACCCGCUGAAAGAGGAAAGGAUUUUGUUAACAAACGGUUUGCGUGUAGGUUUUGUGGUCCCAGUUAAAACAGAAGUUAAAGGGGCUAUGCAGGCGAGAAAUUUAAAAUCUGCAGCAGAAUUUCCAGGAGUACUAGCGGAAAAAUUGAGGAAGGAGGUUAAAUUGGGGAGAAUGGCAGGGCCAUUCAAAGAGAAGCCGUGUGCUGACUUGAU
Molecule: messenger RNA, 1573 nt
Organism: Bombina bombina (fire-bellied toad)
Lineage: Eukaryota; Metazoa; Chordata; Amphibia; Anura; Bombinatoridae
Exons: 2
Coding region: 101-1339 (412 amino acids)
Molecular function (GO): metal ion binding
Source: RefSeq, a predicted model, not a curated record